This is a messenger RNA of Punctularia strigosozonata HHB-11173 SS5, 489 nucleotides long. RefSeq lists its product as uncharacterized. The transcript has 2 exons. Lineage: Eukaryota; Fungi; Basidiomycota; Agaricomycetes; Corticiales; Punctulariaceae. The record is from RefSeq and is a predicted model, not a curated record. The annotation marks the transcript as partial.
CGGGGCAAUCAAUUCGUCACCGGUCCUUGCUCCGUCGACUCAGACUGCCAGCAGGGUUGCUGCGGUUUCUCCACGGGCAAAUGCGCCGGCCCCGCGGUGGCUCAGACCAACGGCUCCGGCGGAUGCGGCCACGGCACCGCUGCCCCCAACUGCAACACCGCCGCGGCGUUCGUCUCCCAGCUCGAUGGCCUCCCAUUCACCCCAGCCACCGCCUCCAACACCACCUCUGCCAACACCACCUCCUCCAACGCCUCCACCUCCUCCUCCUCCAACGCCACCGCCACCGCGGGCGUCACCGCCGCGCCUACAGCAGAUCAAUCCAGCAAGAAGACGGUGUUUGAGACGUGUUCGGCCGACUCGGACUGCCAGCAGGGUUGCUGUGGGUUCUCCACCGGCAAGUGCGCCGGGCCCGGGAUCGCUCAGAGCAACGGCUCUGGUGGAUGCGGCCACGGUACCGCUGCCCCCAACUGCAAUGUCGCUGCGGCGCUU